Spodoptera exigua (beet armyworm) is the source of this 2371-nucleotide messenger RNA. The record is from the annotation of a GenBank genome assembly. Lineage: Eukaryota; Metazoa; Arthropoda; Insecta; Lepidoptera; Noctuidae.
CUUUUACCUUUUUUUAAGUUGGUUACGUUGGCAGAGUAGCCAGGACAAAUAAAUAUUUAUUUUAUAAAUAUACCAUAAACUUCAUUUUACGCAGAAAAGAGCAGUCACCGGCGGGAAAUUUGAAUUGGCCAAUACUGAGUGUCCACGAAUUCCAUUGACAAUAUCGUGUCUUUCUUCGGAGUGCCAAAAAAGAUUGACGUGUUUAUUUCAGCACGGCUCAUUGUUUAGCCGAUAGGUUGUGCGAUCUCAUUUAUGUAAUAGUCGAUGUUUUUAUAGUUCGUAAAUUAACUAGCACUUAAUCAACACAAUGUUACACACCUAUUUCCUGGGUAUUUUAUUGUGUGUGGGGUCUGGGUUGGCGUUGUAUGACUCCAGUUCGGACGUGGUAGACCUGACCCCUGACAAUUUCAAUGACCUAGUCACAAACGGCUAUGAAACUUGGUUGGUGGAAUUCUACGCGCCGUGGUGCGGCCACUGCAAGAACAUGGUGCCAGAGUACAAGAAAGCGGCCAGAGCGCUGAAGGGUGUAGUUAAAGUGGGAGCAAUGGAUGCUGACAAGUACAGAAGCUUUGCUAAGGACUUUGGAGUAUCAGGUUUCCCAACAAUAAAGAUCUUCACAGGCCGCCAACAUGUUGCAUACAAAGGUGGAAGGACAGCCGAUGCUUUCGUAGAUGCUGCUCUUAAGGCUGUGAAGACUAAGGCUUACGAAAGACUAGGAAAGAAACCCGAGGAUUCAUCAGAAAAGUCAUCUUCCGGCUCAGACGUGGUCACGCUAACAGACGACAACUUCAAGAAAUUAGUGUUGGACAGCGAUGACAUCUGGUUGGUGGAGUUUUUCGCCCCAUGGUGCGGACACUGCAAGAACCUCGAGCCACACUGGGCUAAGGCAGCUACUGAACUUAAGGGCAAGGUGAAAGUAGGAGCCCUUGACGCGACGGUACACCAGGAGAUGGCCAGCCGCUUCCAAGUACAAGGCUACCCGACCAUCAAGUACUUCCCUUCAGGCAAGAAGACUUACGACUCAGCCGAGGACUACAACGGAGGCAGGACGUCCAGUGACAUCGUAUCAUUCGCCCUUGAGAAACUCGCUGAGAAUGUACCAGCUCCGGAAAUUAUCCAGGUUGUCAACGAGGCAUCAAUGCAGGCAUGCAGCGAGAAGCCAUUGUGCGUGGUGUCGGUACUGCCUCACAUCCUCGACUGUAACGCAGCCUGCCGCAACGACUACCUCGCCAUACUCGCGCGCCUCGGAGACAAGUACAAGAACAAGAUGUGGGGAUGGGUAUGGGCAGAGGCUGGUGCACAAACAGCUUUAGAAGAAUCUUUGGAGCUCGGCGGCUUCGGCUACCCCGCUAUGGCAGUGGUCAACGCUAAGAAACUUAAGUUCUCAACCCUUAGGGGAUCCUUCUCCGAAACUGGUAUCAAUGAAUUCCUUAGGGAUCUGUCAUUCGGUCGCGGCCAGACCGCGCCUGUCAGAGGUGCUGAGAUGCCAAAGAUAGUGUCAACCGACGCUUGGGACGGCAAGGAUGGUGAACUGCCUCAGGAAGAAGAAAUCGACCUAUCCGACGUUGACCUUGAGAAGGACGAGUUAUAAGUGCAAACAGUGACUUAGACAGGCGUAGCUAGGCAAGAAUACUUUUGUAAAAUACAGUAUUUAUAUCAAGACCCAAAACGUAGUAAAAAACCAUCAUAAAAUACUUCUAGAAGGUUCCAAUCUAGCUACGCCAGUAAAUGAUACUCGUACCUCUUAAACUGUUAACAGUGGUUGAGUGCAUUCAAAGUUAUCUGCAGUGAGAACCCAAAUUCAUAUCAAUAAAUCUCUGCUUUUAUAGUAAGAUGCAGGUUCGAGCAUUUAAUCUUAAUCCAUAGUAUUUUAUUGAAGUGAGCCAGUGAAUAGUGUUACUAUUAGAGAAAUUAAUGCGGGCGUAGUUUGACACUAUGCCGUUACACAGACUAUUAAUUCAUACAGUGCUGGAUUGAGCAUCAAUCCUUAGCAAAAUCUACUGAUCCCUUCGAUCUGACUUAUUCACUCAAAUUAUGUUGGGCCCGGUAGAUAUUAUUACUAUCGCUAUCGUUUAAAUCCAGUACUGAUUCCAUCACAUAUUAUUUACUUUAUUUUCUGAUAUAUUUUAACGUAUCUGAAGAUCACAAACUGAACUUAUCGUAAUGUUUGGAGCUUGUAAGCUCAGCUCUAGCGAGUGACGCAAUGACUGAUGUUUCUGAAUGAUUUUUCUUAUUCAUUUCUUUACACAAAAGAUAAAAGGACUGAUACCUUUUUAGUUGGUGAUGAUUGGAAUUAGUUUUCUACCUACCAUUCUUCCAAUAAUCUUGGUUUAGACGUUGUAAGCUUUUAUUAUAAUUGUUGUGAGGAGAU